CGUCGGGCGGUGACGUCAUCGCGGAAGGGCAAGGGCGCCCCGUACGUGUGCGGCCUGUGCGCCAAGGAGUUCAAGAACGGCUACAACCUGCGGCGCCACCAGGCCACGCACGGCUCCGCCCCCAGCGCCGCCAAGCGCCCCCCCGCGCCCCUCCCCCCCUGCUGCCCCUCCCCCAGGACCUCCUGGAGGCCGCCCAGCACCCAAGGAGGUGGCGGCGAGGAGGGGACAGCGGGUGACAACGCCGCGACGGCGGCGGCGGCGGGGGACGAAACGGCGGCGUCGUCGGCGGCGUCGCGGAAGAGCCACGCGUGCGACACGUGCGGGAAGGCGUUCCGCGACGUCUACCACCUGAAACGGCACCGGCUGUCGCACACGGACGAGCGGCCCUUCCAGUGCCCCGUGUGCCAGCAGCGCUUCAAGCGCAAGGACAGGAUGGCCUCGCACGUCCGCUCGCACCAGGGACACGUGCACAAGCCCUACGCCUGCGGGCACUGCGGGAAGAGCUUCUCCAGGCCGGACCACCUGAACAGCCACGUCCGGCAGGUUCACUCCACCGAGCGGCCCUUCAAGUGCCAGACGUGCGAGGCGGCCUUCGCCACGCGGGACCGGCUGCGGGCGCACGCGGUGCGGCACGAGGACAAGGUGCCGUGCCACGUCUGCGGGAAGCUGCUGAGCGCCGCCUACGUCAGCGACCACCUGCGGGUGCACGGCCCCGCCCCCCGCGGCCAGCCCGCCGCCAGAGGUUCCGGCUGCCCCGCCCCCUCCCCAAGCCCCGCCCCCGCCCCUCCCCCACCCCUGGACGGGACCCCCGGGGGCAGCCAGGGCUGGUGAGGGGGGCGGAGCCAACCUCACCCCUCCCCCACCCCCCAAACCCCUCCCCCACCCCUCAAGCUCCGCCCAUUUUCCCUUCAAGCCCCGCCCCCAAAUGGGGGGAGGGGGAAGGGCGGGGCGGGGCCAACCAAUAAACAAAUUGAGCUCCAA
Molecule: messenger RNA, 981 nt
Organism: Haemorhous mexicanus (house finch)
Lineage: Eukaryota; Metazoa; Chordata; Aves; Passeriformes; Fringillidae
Product: myc-associated zinc finger protein-like
Biological process (GO): regulation of transcription by RNA polymerase II
Molecular function (GO): DNA-binding transcription factor activity, RNA polymerase II-specific; RNA polymerase II cis-regulatory region sequence-specific DNA binding
Source: RefSeq, a predicted model, not a curated record